AUGCCCUGGCGGCCUCUGCCUCGCAUUGCUUUCGCAGUUGCCAUUUUCCCUUUCCAACCCUCCUCGCCGGCCGAUCUUCCCCUCGAACUUGGCGAUGAGUUGUACAUAAUUGAACAAGGAGGCGCCAAUGGCUCGUGGUAUCGAGGAUACCUCGUUGCGCCGCCUUCACUCCUGGCUGGAUUGACUAGCGUGAAAGGCCAGACCUUGGAAGCCCGGGUUUUUUCUGGUAUUUUCCCGAAGAACUGUGUCGAAGUCCGAGAAUACCUGGGAGAUGCGGAGAGUCGCAAAGCACUGGACAACGGAGAUGUCUUGUUGGCAAAUGGAUCAUCCAACGGCUAUUUUAAUGGAUCACCCGACGAGGUCGAGAAGAAUCGACAGACCACUGCCAACUUUCUUGAGGAUGCAGGCGUGAACCAACGCUCAGUUUCGGUCGCAACAUUUCGGUCUGGCUCGGUGCCAUUAACGCCGUCCUCAAUUAUUGCCCGGAAUCUCAACGGUUCUAAGCCUGCGGCUCCGGUUCCAAUGCUGAAGAUUGGUGAUGAAACGCCAACUUCCUAUGAAGAACCCCUUGUUGAUGAGAUUGCAUCGUGCCUGCGUGAAUGGCAUUCAACAAACCUCCACGAGCUGCUCCUCACCCGGCAAUAUGGCGUUGUGGAGACCAUGUAUAACGUUGUUCUAGAGCUAGACCUCGCUAGGCGACAGUUGCUCCAUGAUGUUCUCACUUCUAAAGAGAAAGACGCUGUCCGACAGGCGACUGUGUGGAACUUGGUGCGUGGGAACAAAAUGCUCACGGGCGAGGUUAUUGUUCGAGAUCUGAACCAAAACGGCCGACUGCUGACUGGGGAUGACUCGGCAAUCGAACUGACCAAACUCCAAUCAGAGAUGAGCAUGUUUGACACCGACCCGAGACAGCAUGGAGAUUCAUCCGCACUUCGUCACCUUCUGCUCGAGAUAAAGACGAUGUCAGGUUCCCACCCCGGCCUUGUCACCUUGUCCUUGUAUCUGUCUGCAAAAACAGACAAAGGCACUCUGAAGCCAUUAUCAGAGACCUAUGUGCUAGAAAUACAAUCUGCAGACAAUUUUAUGGCACUGGCUCAUAGUAGCAAGCUAAAAACUUUAUUCACAGAGUUAUGUGCGGCAGAUGUAAGUGAAGGCUCAGGCGGAGAUGCGCACUUGUAUCUCGUUAUUAUGGUACAAUCAGCAGAACUUCCUCGGCCUUCUGUUCCCUAUGGCGGGCGAUCCUCAACUUCACACGAUGGUGUUAACCGCAGCCCAUCCACUAUGCACAGCGUCAAGGGUAGCACAAAAGGGCGCCGCAGCAUGGUCUGGACUGCUAAGUCACCUCGGGCUGGGCAAUCAGAAGUCAUUAGAGAGACACCCCCCAGAAGUGCAGAUUCUGCAGAUGCUCAGGGUCAAUCUGAUAAUGCCUCUCUUAAAGACAAGACAGUGAUUCGCACUGUGGGCGCCGGUAUUCUUGAUGUCGCACAUAUUGUGAGGCAGAACACCGAAGCGGAGCAUGUUAUCAAUAUUUGGUCACCUGUAAGUGAAGAUAGCGAGGAGGGUGGAGAUAAUAGUGACGGCUUCGACGACCUUGUUCGCGCAAUUAUACCAAGCUCGUCUGGUCGAUACUCCAAGUGUCAUCAAACUUCUCAACUUCAUCUUCACUUCUAUCCGUUCAUCGGCUCUGAUGCCGAUGUCCUUGUACGAAACAAUCCUACGUUGAUGCAUGAUGUGACCCAAACGCGGAGAAUGGGAUUCGCAGCUGCCCCUGCACACUCAAGAUCGGAUAUUUACCUGACUAUCUCUCGUGCAAAAUUUCCUUAUCCUGCUCUGCUGUGCCAUCCUCAGGCUGGACAAGUGCCUGUUCCUGCGAACACUGGCCUCCGGAACCUUCAGUUAACUCUUGAGGUGCGCAACGGUAACGGAGCGCGUCUGGAGCGUUGCAUAUUUGCUUCUUCAAAUAGCGUCGGCCAUACUGCUUGGAGGACUACUGUGACGGACAGGAAUCUGCCAUGGGACCAGACAAUUCGACUGAGAAUUCCAACUGAUCAGGUCCCUGGAGCCCAUGUGAUCAUGAGCAUAGCGGAUGCGCCAGAGUUUCCGUUCGCACUCUGCUGGCUACCCCUCUGGAACCAACAAGCCUUCAUACAUGACGGACCUCAUUCACUGCUCCUUCACUCGUACGACAAGAUCACAUCGAGUGUGGACGAAGAUGGAAGAGGGGCGUAUCUCAGUCUGCCAUGGAGUUCACUGAACAAAAAUUCCUCUGUUCCAGAUGAAUCCGUAACAGGGCCCCUAUCCACCGUCCAUGUUGAGACAAACCUCUGCAGUACACAAUAUUCCCAAGAUCAAAUCAUACUGGGGCUUAUUAACUGGAGGAAGCAAACAGGCAAUGAGGUCUUGGAAAUCCUGCGCCGUAUACUCUUUGUUCCUCAGAUUGAAAUUGUGAAGCAGUUGCGUGAUGUCUUCGAUGCUCUUUUCGGAAUUCUUGUUGAAAAUGCGGGGAGUGAAGAAUACGAAGAUCUCAUUUUCAAUGCCUUGGUGACAGUACUAGGUAUUACUCACGAUCGACGAUACAAUCUCGGUCCUCUCGUGGACCAUUACACGGAACAACAGUUCAAUUUUCCCUUUGCCACGCCAUGCUUGAUCCGAAGCUAUUUGCGGCUCUUACAAUGGAAUGAUACUCCACAACAGUCGCGCAAUCUUCGUGCCGCCUUUAAAGUUGGACGGCACUUGCUGAAGUUCAUAAUCAAUGCUCGUGAACAGCAAAAGCUUAAAGAAGAGGGCAUUGGCGUCAGGAAUGUGCAACCGACAUUCAACCGCGACCUGCACUCAAUAUUCAAGUCUCUCGAGGCCUUAAUGAAGAAUCCUUCUCCUGUCAUGGUUGGCAGUAAGACUCUGGUGGUGCAACACUUUCACACAUGGCUUCCCGAACUUGCAAAUGUCCUUCCCAAUGACGAGAUCAUAAUGAUUGCGUUGAGCUUCAUGGACUCUUGUAAGGACGUCAAAGGAAUGCUUGUCUUGUAUAAACUUAUUUUGAUCCAAAAUUACACCAAGCUCAACAUUUUCGCUUCUGGAGAAGAUAGAGAUACUUUGAUUUCCUGCUGCUUUGGAUGGCUUGACCCAUACUGGGGCAACACUGGUGAUGUUUCCGAUCAGUAUCGUGAUCAAGUACGCCUUUGUACCUCAAUUGUGGCAGAGUUCUCAACACAACAACUUUCUCCUCAGCUGUAUUCCUUCAUGGGCAAAAUUACCUCGUCCUACUGUGCCAUUGCUUUGGAGGGUGUCGACGAGACCGAUUACCUCUCUAUGCUCUAUUCUAAAUCAUUUCCCUUUCAGGUGAAGGCGUCUGAACGCAAGCAGAAGUUUGACGAGGCUCUCGUUGAGCUGGCUGGUCUAAUAGCUGCCCUUUCCAACAUUCAGAACCCCAAGCUACCUAUUCUCAAACCAGACGACAUGGCCAUCUUCAUAUCUAAUACACUAGAAGCACACAAGUCCAUAAUAAGCUGCGAGGCUUACCCUGAAGACUGGCUAAGUUUUCACAUAUACAAUCAUCGUGCAGCUGUCAAGAAUCUUGAAAACCUAUCGUCUCUAUUGGCCAGUUCGUUCCUCCCCCCGCCAGACGAGGCUGACAAUUUUGAUAUGAAAUUGUGGGAGCUCUUUUUUACGACAUUGCUGAAGGUGGUAUCGAGUGAUGCACUUGUUCUCGAAACAUUCCCCGAACAGAAACGCAGAGCGGUUUGGAAAAUUGGAGGCGAUGUUCGUGAACAAGGUGCCGCACUCUUGCGAACAACUUGGGAGGCAAUUGGAUGGGAGACUACCGAAGAUGAGAGAACAAAAUAUGAUUUGCACAAAUUGGGCGGUUACCAGGUGCAAUAUGUUCCCAAUCUUGUCCCUGGGAUCAUUGAAUUGUGUCUUAGCGUUCACGAAGGCCUCCGGCGAGUUGCAGUCGAGGUUUUGCAAACCAUGAUUAUCAGCGAGUGGGAUCUCAACCAAGAUCUAUCCAUCAUUGAGAUGGAGAUAGUCACGAGCCUUGAUAUCCUUUUUCAAAAGAAAAAUAUGAAUGAGAGCAUCACGCAAAAGCUUUUCAUCACCGAAUUACUGGACCUUUUCGAAAAAAUUCAAGACUCGGAUGAGGCCUUGGCCACAGACGUGAAGGGUCUCAUAGCUACGAUAGAUGAACUCCUUGAACUUUUGGUAGCGUGUAACAGUGGCGGUAUCACCGAGAACCUACAUACGCUGCGACUCAUGGAGUUCAUGAAAGAUAUGGACAGGGAGGACAUUUUCAUACGAUAUGUGCACGAACUGGCCCAAUCUCAAGCCGCUGAGCAGAACCACACCCAAGCUGGCCUUGCCCUGCAGUUUCAUGCCGAUCUAUAUUCAUGGGAACCGACAAGGAUAGUCCCGGCGCUAUCAAACCCUGCAUAUCCAGAACAGUCUGCUUUUGAGAGAAAAGAAGCCUUGUAUUUCGAGAUUAUUCAGUACUUUGAGGAUGGAAAGGCUUGGACACAUGCCCUUGCUUGCUACAAAGAGUUGAUUGAACAGUAUGAGCAUAUAGUCAUGGACUUUGGAAAACUUUCACGAGCACAGGGCUCUAUGGCCAAGAUCUAUGAAAUGAUCUCUAAAGAAGAGAAAGGUUUUCCUCGUUAUUUCCGCGUCUCUUAUAAGGGACUGGGAUUCCCUCCAACUCUCCGAGACAAGCAAUUUAUCUUCGAGGCUUCACCAAAUGAGCGCAUGGUUUCAUUCACGGAUCGCAUUCAGAAGCUGCACCCUGCUGCGCAGAUUGCAUCUUCAUCGAAUAUUGAAGAUAUCGAAGGCCAGUUUUUGCAGAUCAGUGCUGUUAGCCCUCAUAGGGAGAUCCUGCAUCCGGUAUAUCAACGUUCCAAGGUGCCUCACUCUGUACGUGAGCACCUACUUAUAUCGGUGCCUGUCCAAUUCUCCUAUACUUCCAAACGCCACACCAGCGGUCUGAAUGUCAAAGAGCAAUGGGUUGAGAAGACAAUCUUUACGACGGCUGAGCCAUUUCCCAAUAUUCUGCGCCGAAGCGAAAUUGUAGGCACCGACGUGGUUGGAUUGACGCCCCUGCAGACCGCUAUUGAGCGGACAUGGCGAAAGACACAGGAACUACACUUGCUUGAACAGCAUGCAAUUUCUGGCGAUGAUUCCACCCUUUCGGGGCUGACAGAAGCUUUGGUGCAACUUCUUGACUUGGAAGCGGCGCACUCUAGCUGUGUUGCAGUCUACCGCCCGUUCUUAGCCAAGGGUAAUGAUGAUGAAGAUGAGGCAGGGCAGGAGGACGAAGAAGAGGAGACCGAGCAGAAACCAAUUGACCCGCUAGAAAAUGCACUUGCAGUCGCUCUGAUAGACCAUGCGCUUACGAUCAAGCGUUGUGUGGCACUGUACUCUCGGCCGUCUUAUCAAGCUACUCAGGUUGAACUUCUUAAUCGAUUUGAAUAUGCUUUUGGCCCGGAGAUCGCGUCUCUUGCUGCGCAUGCACAAACACAAACACUUUCACCUCCUCAGAGCGCCAAUCAUUCGAGUAAUCGAUCAACUCCCCAUACCAAUGGGCAAAACGCGGAACUAGCAGGUCGAUCAUUCAGUCCAGAGCAAGAGCUUAUACGCAGUUCACGAUCCAACAGUCAGCGGAGGCACACUGCAAAGCCCUCACUCAGCCAUCGUAUUAGCAUUGCGAACCCGUUCAAAAGGGCUAAUCAUCAUGCAUCGGCUUCUGUUGCAACGGCAAACACCGUGCACGGGUCUCCCGACUUGAGACAGCUGGCGGAUGCGCAGUCUAGCCGUCAAUCCCUUACCAUUCAGGAUCAUGAUGACGAUGCAGCAACAGUUCACUCACAUGCCACUAGCCGUGGCGGUAAGAGCGACCGGCGACGAAGCUGGUUUGGUGGUGAUCCCAAGAUGAAAUACAAAACGACAACUACUGGGUAUGUUGCUGAUGAUCAUCAGCGAGACCAGCAACACAGAGAUCAGUCACGGGCUCGUAGUGCAACGAAUAAGUCUAUCAAGUCGCAAGGUGGAGAGUCGGCACGAAACGGCAGACUGGAAUCGAAAAAGAGCACGCCCGUGUUAAAUAGCGGAGAAUGGAACGGUGCGCAAACAGCCUUACCACGAAGCUCCCAGUCUGAACAACGUCCUUCAACGUCUGAACGAUUUGGGUACUUGAAUAAAAACCACUCAGUCACGAUAUCUGCUGCAAAUUCCUAUGAACAAAGCCAUGGAAACAACUCUAAUGGAUCUUCCGCUUCAGCUGGUGGAGUUCGCGAUUCGGUCAAGAAAAGAUUCAGCAUAUUAAAGGGCAUCAACAAGAAAUCAAGCCGGCUCAAUGUUCGUGACGGUGGAAACGGCAGCAAUGGUAUCCUAGUUGAGCCUUUGCACGAAGAAUGA
This is a messenger RNA of Talaromyces atroroseus, 6399 nucleotides long. RefSeq lists its product as hypothetical. The coding region runs from base 1 to 6399 and encodes 2132 amino acids. The record is from RefSeq and is a predicted model, not a curated record. Gene Ontology annotation, molecular function: small GTPase binding; guanyl-nucleotide exchange factor activity. NCBI's taxonomy places the organism in Eukaryota, Fungi, Ascomycota, Eurotiomycetes, Eurotiales, Trichocomaceae. Gene Ontology annotation, biological process: small GTPase-mediated signal transduction. The transcript has a single exon. Gene Ontology annotation, cellular component: cytoplasm; plasma membrane.